Malassezia globosa CBS 7966 is the source of this 1584-nucleotide messenger RNA. RefSeq lists its product as uncharacterized. The coding region runs from base 1 to 1584 and encodes 527 amino acids. The record is from RefSeq and is a predicted model, not a curated record. Gene Ontology annotation, molecular function: acid phosphatase activity. The transcript has a single exon. Lineage: Eukaryota; Fungi; Basidiomycota; Malasseziomycetes; Malasseziales; Malasseziaceae.
AUGAUGCUACGACUGGCAGCUGCUGGUGUACUUGUGUUGUCCGCCUAUGCAUCUUCCGACCAAAAGAUCAACUGGAAAAACGUCACAGGCACAUCAAGUGUCACAUUCCCCACCGACGUGGGAGUAGCUGGCGACAGGGCAACAGGAAAGACACCGUUGAAUGCCGAGUAUGACCCGUUGGACACCAGUCGAUUCCAAGAAAACUAUGGCAUUGAGAUGAGAUGGCUUCCGAAGGAUGCUGAAAAAAACAAGGCCUCCCCAGAUGACAUUUUCACUAAUCUUGGCCCUUACACACCCUGGCGCCCAGCUAAGGGCUUAUUCCCUGAGACCGAGGCUUAUCGCUCAGCUCCUAAAGAAUGCGAGCUUAAGCAGGUACAGCUUCUUUAUCGGCAUGGUGCUCGUUACCCCACCGAUGGUAUGAAUGAAGGCCUGCCUAAGUUGGUUCAUACGAUCGCCAAUGGAAUAAAGAACGGUUCCAUUAAAGCGACGGGAGAACUGGAUUUCAUGAAUAACUGGAACUACACGCUUGGAGAAGCGAUUCUUGUUCAUCAGGGCGCUCAGGAGCUUUUUGAUGCGGGUGUUAAAGACUAUUAUUCGUAUGGCAAGCUAUUGGACAACAUCAAGCAGAAACCCGUGAUUCGAACGACUAGCAGCAGUCGUAUGCUGGACUCAGCUAGGUACUGGACACUUGGCUUUUUUGGAUGGGAUGCGACCGAUAAAAUGAAUAUGGAAGUUAUUCUCGAAGCGGAUCACCAAAACAAUACACUUGAGCCUAAGUACGCUUGCCCGAAUGGUAAGGCAUUCAAGUUUGGUAGCGAAAUGCGCGAGACAUGGCAAAAAGUGUAUCUUAAAGACGCGCUAAAUCGGUUCCAGAGAAAUUUGCAUGGUUUCAACCUGACAAUUAGCCAUAUGGCUGAUCUUAUUUCCUUGUGUCCUUAUGAAACGGUCGGUUAUGGCUAUUCGCAUUUUUGUAAUUUAUUCACAAAGGAGGAAUGGGAAGGUUACGAGUAUGGCAAUGAUCUCAAAUUCCAAGGAAACAAUGGCUUUAUGAACCCCGAGGGUAAAGCGAUGGGUCUGGGAUGGGUCCAAGAAUUCUUCCGUCGUGCCACAAAAGAUUCGUUCAAGGGUCCGGCGGCUGAGAAGAACAUGACGCUCGACAACAACUCGACGUACUUCCCCCUUGAUCAGGCAUUGUAUGCAGAUUUUUCGCACGACACUGUGAUUAUGAGCAUCUUGACUGCCUUUAACUUUACACAGCUCAAUGAUCAUCUUGAUCCAACCAAACCUGAUCCAUCGCGAAAGUUCCGCGUUAGUCGAAUUGUGCCAUUUGGUGCGCGUGUGGCUUUUGAAAUUUGGAACUGUCAGAAGACCGAUUUCCUUCGAGUCAAACUGAAUGAAGCUGUGAUUCCACUUGAUCAAGACCAAGGCUGCCAAAAACGCAAGGAUGGCCUUUGCAAGCUAGAUGACUUUGUAAAUCAUCUGCAAGAUCGCGUUAUUCAAGAGGCAAACUUUGACCUCACUUGUUUUGGUAAGAACGGGACGGACUUCAACGCAACAAAACCCGUCGAUCAAGGCCACUUUUAG